AUGGGUAACAUCUGCAGUUGCUGCGGAUGUGGCUCCUCGAGAAAUGCCAACUAUGAACCUCUUCUGCUCGACAACGAGCGAGAUGCUGUAGCCGACCUUCUCCAGUACCUUGAAAACCGAUCCGAGACCAACUUCUUCGCUGGCGACCCGUUGCGAGCUUUAUCCACCCUUUCCUUCAGCGACAAUGUGGACCUGCAGAGAAGCGCCGCCCUCGCCUUUGCCGAGAUCACAGAAAAGGAGGUUCGCGAGGUCGGACGCGACACACUCGAGCCCAUCAUGUUCCUUCUGCAAAGCCACGACGUCGAAGUCCAACGAGCUGCUAGCGCCGCUCUGGGCAACCUUGCUGUUAAUGCCGAGAACAAGCUCCUCAUCGUCAAGCUCGGUGGUCUCGAACCUCUGAUCCGCCAGAUGCUCAGCCCCAACGUCGAAGUGCAGUGCAACGCCGUCGGCUGCAUCACCAACCUUGCCACUCACGACGACAACAAGACCAAGAUUGCAAAGUCCGGCGCAUUGGUGCCGCUCACCCGUCUCGCUCGUUCCAAGGACAUGCGUGUGCAGCGUAACGCAACCGGUGCUCUUCUCAACAUGACACACAGCGACGAGAACCGUCAGCAGCUUGUCAAUGCUGGUGCCAUCCCCGUCCUUGUUGGUCUGCUCGGAAGCUCCGACACUGACGUUCAGUAUUACUGCACCACCGCCCUCAGCAACAUUGCCGUCGACGCCGCCAACCGUAAGAAGCUCGCUCAGACCGAACCCCGCCUUGUCCAGAACCUCAUCGGCCUCAUGGAGAGCAGCUCGCUCAAGGUGCAGUGCCAGUCUGCCCUUGCCCUUCGUAACCUUGCAUCGGACGAAAAGUACCAAAUCGAGAUUGUUCGCUCGAACGGCUUGCCUCCUCUACUCCGAUUGCUGCGAUCCUCGUUCCUGCCUCUCAUCCUCUCCGCUGCUGCUUGUGUCCGCAACGUUUCGAUCCACCCUGCCAACGAGUCGCCCAUCAUUGACGCCGGUUUCCUCCACCCGCUCAUCGACCUGCUCAGCCACGAAGACAACGAAGAAAUCCAAUGCCACGCCAUCAGCACACUCCGCAACCUUGCUGCUUCCAGUGAACGCAACAAGACCGCCAUUGUCGAGGCAGGUGCUGUCGAGCGCAUCAAGGAGCUCGUGCUGAACGUUCCUCUCAGCGUACAGAGCGAGAUGACUGCAUGUGCUGCCGUCCUCGCGCUUUCCGAAGACCUCAAGCCACAGCUCCUCGAGAUGGGUAUUUGCGAGGUGCUCAUCCCCUUGACUGCUUCGUCUUCGGUUGAAGUUCAGGGCAACUCGGCAGCAGCGCUCGGCAACCUUUCAUCCAAGUCAGACGACUACGGUCCUUUCAACGCUGUCUGGUCGCAGCCCGAGGGUGGUCUGCAUGGCUAUUUGAUCCGAUUCCUCGAGUCGCAGGAUUCCACUUUCCAGCACAUUGCAGUAUGGACCAUCGUGCAGUUGUUGGAGAGCGGUGAUGCACAGCUCGAGGAGCACAUAAGGAGUUCAGAGCAAUUGUUGCCACUCAUCCAGCACCUUGCCUCGCUGUCGGCUGACCACAGCGCGGAGGACGUCAGGACUGAGGGCUCCGAUGACGGUGCAUCGGCAGAAGGCGAGAUUUCUUCCCUUGCCAGACGCAUUCAGGAGAUGAUCAAUGAGCCGCAGCAGUAA
Ustilago hordei is the source of this 1686-nucleotide messenger RNA. RefSeq names its product putative VAC8 - vacuolar membrane protein, required for the cytoplasm-to-vacuole targeting. Gene Ontology annotation, biological process: vacuole inheritance; nucleus-vacuole junction assembly. The transcript has 2 exons. Bases 1 to 1686 code for a protein of 561 amino acids. Gene Ontology annotation, molecular function: protein binding; protein-membrane adaptor activity. The record is from RefSeq and is a predicted model, not a curated record. Gene Ontology annotation, cellular component: fungal-type vacuole membrane. Lineage: Eukaryota; Fungi; Basidiomycota; Ustilaginomycetes; Ustilaginales; Ustilaginaceae.